CACAGACCCACAGGCACACACACACACACACACACACACACACACACAUUAGGGGCUGUCUGACAAAAUCAGGAUAUGACAUCAUUCCCAGGAAGAGAAGCCAAACAACUUUUCUUUCUACUUAUCUCGGCUUGUGAGACUGCGUAGUGUUUUUUUUGUUGUUGUUUUUUUUUCCAUUAUGAGUUACUGAGACAAACCCUUUCUCCAGUGCCGUGAGAAUCUGUGUCUUCUCUCUGUGACCAGGAGGCAGAGAUCUUCUCCUCAACUUUCCCAUAGAUACCCACAGCAUUCCAAGCAUUCAGGUCGGGACUUGAGCCAGCAUCAUUUGAUGAAACAGAAGACAUCAUCUCAUCUUUCCUGACAGUUCUGGUGGAGAUUCUUCAAUAAGCACAAGCUGUGGAAGCAUGGCGCUGUGCCUCGGCCAAGUGUUCAGCAAAGACAAGACUUUCAGGCCUCGGAAGCGCUUCGAACCUGGCACGCAGAGGUUUGAGUUGUAUAAGAGAGCACAGGCCUCACUCAAAUCCGGGUUGGACCUCAGGAAGGUGGUUCAACUUCCUAAUGGGGAGAGCAUUAAUGACUGGAUUGCUGUGCACGUGGUGGAUUUCUUUAACCGCAUCAACCUGAUCUACGGAACAGUCAGCGAGUUCUGCUCGGAGAGAAGCUGCCCCGUCAUGUCCGGAGGCCCUCGCUAUGAAUACAGAUGGCAAGAUGGAGACCAUUACAAGAAGCCCACCAAACUCCCAGCCCUCCACUAUAUGAACCUGCUGAUGGACUGGAUUGAAUCGCUCAUCAACAACGAGAAUAUCUUUCCGACACGCGUAGGUGUCCCUUUUCCGAAGAACUUCCAGCAGGUCUGUAAAAAGAUCCUAAGUCGGCUCUUCCGUGUGUUCGUACACGUCUACAUCCACCACUUUGACAGCAUCUGCAACAUGGGAGCCGAGGCUCACGUCAACACCUGCUACAAACACUACUACUACUUCAUCUCGGAGUUUAGUCUCAUCGAUCACACGGAACUGGAACCACUGAAAGCCAUGACAGAACGGAUCUGUAACUGAAGCAGGUGGACGGUGAAAGCGUGGCCUGAUAUCCGACUGCCGAAAAGGUCAUCAUUCCUCAACAUCUGCGCGUAUCAUAUGCUGAAUGUACAUUAAUGUACAUUUGACCUUGUUGUAUUUGGAUCUUAUUCGAGUGAAUGAGGGAGUGGACUUGAUAGUUUUUUUAUGGUUAAAAUAUGCUAUAUGAGCCAGUUUUAUUACAUUUCUUAUAUUUUUAUAGACAGAUUGCAAAAGAACCUCCAAAUCCAGUAUAGGAUCAGUUUAAUGCAAAAUUCCAGGCAGUUAUUUUUCAUUCACUUGAUAUUAUAUGAACAAUCAGUGUUUAUUUUUUUUUUCAUUUACAUAUUUGACUCUUUCGAAACCUGACUCUGAAUGACACGUGUUAUCGUUUUCACGUUUGAGGAGUAAACGAACUUGCGUUCUUUGUGGCAUGUUAAACGCCUGGGUACUGAGAGCAGCUUGAAAACCCACAUUCUUAUUCUGUCUAAUGCAACAGAAUCGCCCGAGGGCUGACUGUGGCGUUUCUCUAACUUCUAUCAUCGAGUUGAUGUGAAUGCGUACUGUUCUUGGAUGAUUUUAUUUAUAAUAUCAUCUUGCAAGCACAUAUAAUAUAAAUCAUUGCACGUAAAAUGUAUUACUGGGUUUUUGUUGUUCGAAUUUUUUCGUCUGAAAGUGAAUAUUGUAUCUUUAAUACUACAGCAGCAUGCAGACCAGCCAUAAAACUCAUUCAUGCCAUUUGGCUCCAUGUAAAAAUUCACUGUAAAUAUAAAGAAAGUAUGUAAGUGUUAAAUAAAUACAUAUAGCAAUGUAUAUGCUGUGAUGCCCCACAUGAACUGGAUUUUAGUGUCCAAAGUGGGGGCUUUUGUAUUUUUACUGUAUAUAAAGUAUUUCAGACACA
This is a messenger RNA of Silurus meridionalis, 1953 nucleotides long. RefSeq names its product MOB kinase activator 3C (gene mob3c). Bases 405 to 1055 code for a protein of 216 amino acids. Lineage: Eukaryota; Metazoa; Chordata; Actinopteri; Siluriformes; Siluridae. Gene Ontology annotation, biological process: positive regulation of protein phosphorylation; signal transduction. The record is from RefSeq and is a predicted model, not a curated record. Gene Ontology annotation, molecular function: protein kinase activator activity. Gene Ontology annotation, cellular component: cytoplasm; nucleus. The transcript is spliced from 4 exons.